AUGCACCUACUUCUAAUGCACCUACACUACAAAACAAGCAAACGUAAUGAUGAAUUAAAGGAGGCUCAAACAAUUGAAGUUGCUACUAAGAUUGCUAAUGGUGAACUUGAAAUUGGAAGGGGGCUUAAUCAAAUUGGCACUUUAAAACGAGCUGGAGAUACUCGUUGGGGUUCUCAUUUGGAUUCUAUUUCUAGUUUAUUGAAAAUGUUCAAUGCUACUUGUGUGGUUUUAAGUAACAUUGCAGCAAAUGGAGGAGAUGCAAAUUUUGCUUUGAAUCAGUUGUUAUCCUUUGAGUUUGUUUUCACUUUGCAUCUUAUGAAAGACAUUAUGGAAAUUACUCAUCUUCUUUGUAUAGCAUUGCAACGUAAAUCUCAAGAUAUUUUGAAUGUAAUGCAUCUUGUCUCAAGCACAACAAAACUACGGAAGAAUUUUCGAGAUUCGGGAUGGGAUGAUUUCUUGGUGAAAGUUAAAUUAUUUUGUGAGCAACAUCAAAUUGAUAUCCCGGAUAUGAAUGCUCAAUAUAUUGCAAGACGUGGUAGAUCUCGAAGUCAUCAUGAUGAGAUUAGUGUGGAGCAUUAUUAUCGAGUGGAUAUAUUUCUUGCAACAAUUGAUUAUCAAUUGCAAGAGUUACAUAGCAGGUUUAAUGAUCAUACCGUGGAAUUGUUUGUUUUGAGCACUGCUUUAGAUCCUAGAAAUGGAUUUAGGCUGUUCAAGAUUGAUGAUAUUUGUAAACUUGCAGAGAAGUUCUAUCCGAAUGAUUUUAUGGAGCAAGAACCAGUACGUCUAAGAAUAGAACUUCAACAUUUUGAGCUCGACAUUCCAAAUCAUCCUGAAUUGCAAGAAUUAUCUGGUAUUCAUGAGUUAUGUCAAGGCUUGAUUGAUUAG
Molecule: messenger RNA, 885 nt
Organism: Coffea eugenioides
Lineage: Eukaryota; Viridiplantae; Streptophyta; Magnoliopsida; Gentianales; Rubiaceae
Exons: 3
Coding region: 1-885 (294 amino acids)
Source: RefSeq, a predicted model, not a curated record